UUCUAGCUGAUUGUCUUCAAUUUACUGCCAAUAUGUUGAAAGGAGAACAUAAAACAGUUUCAAGCCAAACUUUCUUUACAAUUUUGAUCAAACAGUAUUUUUCUUUAUUAAACAAGUUCUGAUAUUUUUCUUUGCGCAGUGGAUAUAAAUCAUUCUAUUUCAGGGGAUUAUAUUUUCAAAAUGAUAAAUUGGACAUCAAACAGCAAGUUUUUCAUUGCCUGCAAGGCAAACAUAACGAUAACUUAUGGAGGAAAAAUAAUUUCGCGAAUUUUACAAAUAUUUUCUGUUUAUUUAAACAUAGACACAGAUGGUUCUCUCCAGCUUCCAUUCACUCCUCCUUCCCAUCCAUUUUACCUUCCUCUUGGUUCAUUCUUUUUCUCUGGGGGUCUAUAUUUCCCUUAUAUCUAAUACUACCUUCUACCCAACAUUACUCUCUAAAACCUCUCCUUCGUCCGGAUUUAUGUUUCCCCCUUUUAAUUCAUCUCUAUUACCUACUUUAAAUUUACUACAGGCAAAAACCCUUCUGGUGACUCUGUCUCUGUUUAUUACAGUGUACAGUGUUACCCUUCCUCUCCCUCUUCCAUCCUCUACUUCUCUUCUCUUCUCUACUCUACAGAAGUUUUUACAACUCAGGUAACAUCUGUUCAACAUGGAUAUCUUAUUCACAAUAAUCAGGAUCAACAGAUGAAUACCCAUAUUAAUGAUCUACAAGUAGAGCAAGCCACACAGAAAACCAGGAUAGAUGGUUUUGACCGCCAGCUGGAGGUCAUGAAAAAUGAGAAAAAUAAUAAUGAAGCAGUCUACAAGGAACUGAGGGAGAGAGAUAGUAGACGAGAAAAUCUGGUUAUUUACCAGAUUCCUGAGGCUGGUAUGGCCGUGAAAGGCAAAAAGAGAAGAGAGUUUGAUGCCAAGAUUUAAAUAGAAAUAAGACAAAAUUUCUUUUCUAUUAAGAGUAAUUUUCCUCUGGAAUGUGACCGGUUUUAAGACUAAAUUGAAGAAGAUUGCCAUUUAAACUACUUUUCUGUGUUAUUAGGAACGGUGUUAUCCAGCAACCUGAUGAAUAACCUAGCGGAAAAGUCACACAGUUCCCAGAGGACAUCAAAGAUGUGUGCACCAUGGACCAAAAGGUCUUCUGUAAAUCACAACACAAGUACCAAAGUUAAAUUUGAAGGAAACAGGUUCAGUGGAGGUAUAAGAGUUUACUUUUCUCUCAGAAACAGUGUUUCAAUGAUUUCCGAGAUUCAGAUUGAAGAUAGAAGAGAAAUCCUUGCAACUAAAUUUACCUUUAAAAACUUGUCAAGUGAGGUUUUACAGGUAAAAAGCAAUACAACUGCAGAGCAAGUGGUUUUUCAUAUUUACAGACAGUUUAGAAUGAGAGAUGAAUUGGAAAAGUUUGCCCUCUUUGAAAGAAAAGACUGUGAGCAGGGGACUAACUUCAGAAAGCUUGACGAUUUUGAGAAACCUCUCCAAUUAAGUCUACAAUGGAUGAAGGAUUUUGCAAGGAAAAAACUGGUAUUUAUGGACAUCAAUCCAAGCAUAUAUAACAAAGAUUCAACAAUUUCCACCGAUGAAAUGGAAGCAGAUAAAACACUAUUACAACAUAUUGCAGAAUUAGAUCAGGCUGAAAAAGCUGCCGAGGAUGAAAUUAAAGAAAGAUUUGAAAAAUAUAAAGAAGCUCUUCAAAAACAAUACAAUACAUUUUAUACUUAACCCAUAAAGUGUUAACAAAUAUUCAAAAAUAAAUUAUGGCAUUGA
Molecule: messenger RNA, 1755 nt
Organism: Eurytemora carolleeae
Lineage: Eukaryota; Metazoa; Arthropoda; Copepoda; Calanoida; Temoridae
Product: ras association domain-containing protein 1
Exons: 10
Coding region: 1057-1710 (217 amino acids)
Biological process (GO): signal transduction
Source: RefSeq, a predicted model, not a curated record